Anthostomella pinea is the source of this 258-nucleotide messenger RNA. NCBI's taxonomy places the organism in Eukaryota, Fungi, Ascomycota, Sordariomycetes, Xylariales, Xylariaceae. The record is from the annotation of a GenBank genome assembly.
AUGGCCUCUAAGAACCUCCCCGGCGAGCAACUCGCCGCUUCGGCGUACAACGAGCCCAAGAUCAAGCCCGAUGCCUUGGGCGCUGCAUUGAUAGGAGUCAACCUGGCCCUAGUGGCCAUAUGCGUUACUAUCAUCGGUCUACGCAUUUGGAUUAAAUUCUGGAUGUUCAGGUCAUGCAAGGUCUGGGGCGCGGAUCAUCUCCUCGCGAUAUUAGGUUUCGUUGGUGUCUCCAACCCGGGAAACAGUUACUCUGGCUAA